AUGUGGAUUCUACCCCUGCUGGGCUACGCCGGCGCGAUCCUCGGCUUCUGCUUCCUGACGCUGUCCAUCGCGUCCGGGCUUUACUACCUUUCGGAGCUUGUGGAGGAGCAUACCGUCUUGGCAAAGCGGCUGCUGACGCGCCUGAUUCAAAUCAUCAUCGGCGUGCAGGUGGUGCUGUGGCUAAUUGACGGCUUCCCCUUCUGGGCGACCGUUUUGGGCAUUGUGUCGCAUGUCGUCUACCUGGGCAACAUGAGGAGGUUUCCUUACGUGCAGCUCACUGACCCGCUGUUUCUGCUGUCUUGUGUGUUGGUGUUGCUCGAUCAUUAUGUGUGGUUCCGACACUUCGCCGACAGCCAAGCGCGUGCUUACAACCGAACCUCGUACUAUGAGCAGGUGGACGUCCCAACCUUUACCAUGAUUGCGUCAUACUUUGGCUUGUGUGUCUGGCUGGUGCCGUUCGCGCUGUUUGUGAGCUUGUCUGCGGGCGACAAUGUGCUGCCUACAAUGGGCACGGAGCCUGUUCGAGGCAUGGAGGGCAAGAGUAAGCCCCAGGGCAUGGUCAAGGCCGUUGUCGACUGGGUUCGCGGCUUGAUCGGGGGCAUGGCUGGGCCGGCUGGCCGGCUUCGAUCGAGUUUCUGGAAUGAACACCGCGCGCUGAGCAUCUGGGACGUCUAUUCCUUUGCGAGAGACCGACUCGGCAGAGAUAAAGUCUCCCUCUCUUACUUCCUCAAUGUCUCAUGCCCUAUCAUGAAGAUUAUCGAGCCUUCUAUUUACCUCUCUGCUUUCGGCUGGUUGGUGGAAGACGAGGCUGGAACCCCGAAGCUCUUACAACUUGAUGGCACGCGCGCUAUCACAAUAAUGAAAACGAACUUGUUUCGAUAA
Molecule: messenger RNA, 882 nt
Organism: Trichoderma aggressivum f. europaeum
Lineage: Eukaryota; Fungi; Ascomycota; Sordariomycetes; Hypocreales; Hypocreaceae
Product: transcriptional regulator family: HMG
Exons: 4
Coding region: 1-882 (293 amino acids)
Biological process (GO): endoplasmic reticulum to Golgi vesicle-mediated transport; positive regulation of mating-type specific transcription, DNA-templated
Cellular component (GO): endoplasmic reticulum membrane; Golgi membrane; COPII-coated ER to Golgi transport vesicle
Molecular function (GO): COPII receptor activity; DNA binding, bending
Source: RefSeq, a predicted model, not a curated record